Pezoporus flaviventris is the source of this 2122-nucleotide messenger RNA. It is a transcript of the gene PPP1R13L, whose product is annotated as protein phosphatase 1 regulatory subunit 13 like. Gene Ontology annotation, molecular function: transcription factor binding. The transcript has 12 exons. Gene Ontology annotation, biological process: positive regulation of cell differentiation; regulation of transcription by RNA polymerase II. The coding region runs from base 38 to 2092 and encodes 684 amino acids. NCBI's taxonomy places the organism in Eukaryota, Metazoa, Chordata, Aves, Psittaciformes, Psittacidae. The record is from RefSeq and is a predicted model, not a curated record.
CCCCCCACUAUCGCGACAUCCCCCUGCAGGUAUCGCGAUGGCGAGCGAGCGGCUGCAGAGCGCUCAGGACCUGCUGGACCUCACCUUCCAGUCGCUGGCCAUGCAGCACAUGGACCUGAAGCAGGUGGAGCUGGACACGGCCGUGGCCAAGGUGGAUGAGCUGUCCCGGCAGCUGGAAUCCCUGUGGAGCGACGGGCCAGGGCCCCCCCCCAGGGACAUUCCCGGCCGGAGCCGCUCCCCCCUGGCGCGCAGGAGCCUGGAGACCCCCGAGGGGGCGGGGGACGCUCUGGGCCCCCCCGGCUCCCCCCGGGCCCCCCAUUUCCUGCAGGGCGAGGAUCGGGCCCCUUCCCCCCGGCCCAAGCUGCUGGCGGUGCCCGGGGGGGGCCGAGCCCCGUCCCCGCGCCCCCCCCUCCGCCCCUAUGAGCUGCUGGGAAUGGGGGGGGGGCCCCGGCCCCUCGCGCCCCCCCCCUAUGAGAUGCACGGGCUCUACCCGUCCAUCGGCGGGGGGGCCGCGGCCUUCCGGGCACAGGAUGACUCCGUGCUCAAGCGGCGCCCCCAGAAGGGCUGGAACGAGUCCGACCUGGACCUGGUCUAUGAGAAGAAGCCCCCCAGCGGGGGGGGGUUCGACCGUCCCUCUCCAUCCCUGGGGCUGAUGCUGUCACCAUGGAGGGAGUCGAGCCUGGAUGGGGCCGGAGGGGGCAAGGACGCCGCCUACGGCGGGCACAGCUCCACCCUGCCCCGCAACUUCAAGCUGCCCCCGGGGGAGCGGCGGGGCCCGGAGGGGCCGUUCCGGCGCGGGGGGGCCGGGUCCCUGCCGCGGGCCUGGCCCGUGUCCCGCAUCCCGGUGCCCCCCCCCGCCGCUCCGCGCCCCCCCCGCCAGAAGCCGCUGCCGCUCUCGGUGAUCUUCAAGCUCCAAAACGCGUUCUGGGAGCAAGGGGGGGGCGCGCCCCGGGCGCUGCCCCUCGGACCCCCCCCCUCCGCGGCGAGGGCACCGCAGAAGCAGCCCCAGGGACCUGCGCUGCCCCCCGGGGAAGCCGUCGCUGCCGGAGGCGGACUCGGAGCUGGAGCCGGAGGUGUCGGAGACGGCGAGGCCGUGGCGCGGCCGCUGAGCCCGACCCGGCUGCAGCCGCUGUUGCCCGCCGAGGCGCAGCGGGACCCGGAGUUCCGCGCCGUUGCGCGCUCCCUCGCGGAGAUGCCGCGGCCGCUCAAGCGCCGCGGGUCCAUGGAGCAGAGCCCGGGGCCGCCCCCCCGCGCCCGUCAGUACCAGGAGCUCAUCACCAAGCUCCUGCACCGGGGACCCCCCCCCGCCGUCACCGGGGAACCCGAGACCGGAGCCGGAGCCGCGCACGGCGAAGGUCGCCAAAGUCCCCCCGCGGAACCGGAACCCGAAAGCCCCGCGCCAGCCCCGGUCCAGGAGCUGCGCUCGGCGCUGCGGGACCCGGCCUCCCCCCGCAAGCGUCCCGGGGCGCGGGUGCGGCUGAACCCGCUCGUGCUGCUGCUGGACGCGGCGCUCACCGGGGAGCUCGAGGUGGUGCAGCAGGCGGUGGCAGAGCUGAACGACCCGAGCCAGCCCAACGACGAGGGCAUCACGGCGCUGCACAACGCGAUCUGCGGGGCGCACUACGGCAUCGUGGAGUUCCUCAUCGCCAGCGGAGCCAACGUCAACUCCCCCGACAGCCACGGAUGGACCCCCCUGCACUGCGCGGCCUCGUGCAACGACACCAGUGUCUGCGUGGCCCUGGUGCGCCACGGCGCCGCCAUCUUUGCCACCACCACCAGCGACGGCAGCCUGGCCGUGGAGAAGUGUGACCCCUACCGGGAGGGCUACAGCGACUGCUACAACUACCUCACCGAGGUGGAGCAGGGCAUGGGGGUGCUCAACAGCGGCGUGGUUUACGCGCUCUGGGAUUACAGCGCGGCGCUGGGGGACGAGCUCUCGUUCCGGGAGGGGGAGCCGGUGACGGUGCUGCGGCGGCAGCGCCCCGGGGACGUGGAUUGGUGGUGGGGGUCCCUGUACGGGCACGAGGGCUUCGUGCCCCGCAACUACUUUGGGCUCUUCCCCAGGCUCCGCCCCCAGCGCCGGAAGCUCUGAGGGCUCUGAAGAGGCUCCGCCCCCCCCGCG